CGGUAGGGGCCGUGGGCGUGUUGAGCGGGGGUGGGGUAUGGGCCGAGCGACGUACAACAGAGCAGUGUGCAUGAGAGCGUUGCGGGUGAAGGCAGCAGCAUCAGGUGGUGUGUACAGCGAGCGCGUCACGUGUGUUCUCUCUCUCCAUCAGUCACCUGCCACCCUGCAGUCCAGUGCUCCUCUAAACACUCCCUCAGCUCAAUCGUCAUAAUGGGUGUCCAGCGCGCCUCACCUUCCUCACUUGCCCCCCAGCGUGCCUCACCUUCCUCACUUGCCUCACAGCGUGCCUCACCUUCCUCACUUGCCCCCCAGCGUGCCUCACCUGCCUCACAGCGUGCCUCACCUUCCUCACUUGCCUCCCAGCGUGCCUCGCCUGCCUCACUUGCCUCCCAGCGUGCCUCGCCACCGCCCUCUGCAGCCGGUAGUAAGGGGCGCCGCCCCACUACCCUUAACGUGGGUGCUGUCUCCACUCCCACUAAGACUUCCCCCACGGCCAAGACUCCCACGAGCCCCGUGUCAGGAAAAUCCUCCCCUACCAGAUCUCCGACACCCAAGAAGGCUGGCAACGGCCAGAAGGUUACAGGACCGACCACCAGGACAACGACCAGCCCCCAGGGCCCCGUCCUUGCCACAGAGGCCCGCAGCAAGGUCCGCCCCUGUGGCUGCAACAGACGACACGGUGGCGGCGCUCACCACCACCCUUCCUCCCCUCCAGAGACUCCAAAGGAUGGCGGCCGUGGACGACCCAGAAGCGAGUCUCCGAGCAAGGCUCAAGCAGGGAGCCCCGCGGGCCCCCACACCCCUCAGGCUCCACAAGACGGACACAAGGUUCCUCUUAACACACAGACGGCCCUCUCUACCAAAACAGGAACUAAUAGGUACGUGAGCAGGCUGGUGUGGGUGCCGCGCAUGACGCCAGAGAGGUUCUCCACCACCAUCGUCGUGUCCACCCAACACCCGACCUUCACUGACGCCAUCUACAUCAAGCCACGGUAUCAGGAAACACAGUGUGAAGAGCAUUUAUACCAGCUGGGACAGACUGUGGAAUCUUACACGAGCCAUUCUGUGGGUGGCCGCAGGGCCUCAUCCAUCUUGUUUACACCAGUGGCAGUUUUGUAAGCCAUUAAUCAUUAUUACCCUCAUUUACAAUUGUUAUUAUAAGGUGAUAAAUGGGCAGAGUAUCAAUAUAUUGUAACACAAUAUUAUAUUCGAGAUCUUUUUAGUUUUGAAUUCUAAUUCAUGCAUCAAAUAAUAAUAUAGAAUUUCACACUCAUGGUAUAUACCACUAAUAUAGGUUUAAAAUUGAUGUGAGAUACAUCAAUGAGCAUCUAACUUUAAAACAAACCCAGGAAAUUGCUUCAUUGUGUCCGAACAAUGAUAAAUAUAUAUUUCCUGCUAUUUUUAAGUAUACUUUACUUAGUUUGAAUACACAAAUUCAUCUUUUAAUAUUUCCAGUAAAAUUUCAGCAUCAGCAAGCUGAAGGUGUUUACCCCUUCCCCCUUUUUCUUUCUUCUGAAGGCCAUGUUAGUCUAAAUCUGGGAACUAGAUUUUUCCAUUUUCAAUCUGAUAUUUGCUCGAAUGAUCUUGGUACACUAGACCAAAAUUACAUUACCGGAGAAGAAAAAUGUUUUAAUCUCAUCAUCUCCAUCAUGCUGGAAAGUUGCAUAAUUGUUAAUUUAAAAUUCCAUUUGUAAUAUUUGCAGAAAUAUGAGACUUUUUGUACAGUGCUGCAUAGCAUAUUUACAUGAUUAGUAAGCCUACAUCUGCAGAAAUAAUACUAGGUUACAUUAUUUAAGAUCCUUUUUUAUAGUCCUAUUGAAUAGUAUAUGGACUCUCAAAUCAUUUAAUAAACAUUUUCAAUUAAUAACUUUAUUUACUGUAUUGUAUUAUAACGUUUUGUCAAAUUUAUUUUCUUGAUAUAGUAUUUAAAGGUAAAAAAUAUUUACUGCUACAGGGUAUACAAUUAAUUCCUUUGACUGCAACUACAUAUUCAGUGAAUGCUAUAAAUUGCAAGAGUGGCAUUAUUGAAUGAACACGUUUAGAGUUGAAGAAAAUGUACUAGGCCCAGUUGAUUAUUCAGCACAAUUUCAGCCUCAAAGAACAGUUAUGGUCUGUAUGGUCUAUGAGGUAAGUUUUCCCAAGCCUCAUAGAGCCAGAUUCUGGUCCUGACAACCAGUACACAAAGGUCGGUCUCAAGAGGCCUGGUGCAUCUCCCUAAGAUGUUCAGCACACUGCUAUCAGCACAUAGCUGCAAGGUUAUGGAUUAUUAAAAAACAAACAACAAAAAACAGAUUUUUGCAAUAUCCAAUGAAUAAAAUCUAUUUGCAUUAAUUUUUUUUUAAUAAAACCGCACAAAAACGUCUAAAUUUUCUACUAGAAUUUUCUUCUACAGUACUGUAUUCCAUCUUAAGUUAGUUAUAAUAAGAUUUAGGCCCAAAACCAAGCACUGGAACCAACUAGUUAUUCAGUGCCCAGUUUGUAUGUCUGGUGUUUUCCACUUAAGGUUAUAGAUUUCCUUCCAACUUUGUUAUACAGUACAGUACUGUACUUAGAUUAUAGCUUCAUCUCGCUAUCUUGUGUUUUCUCCAUUAUGAUCCUUUUUUGUCAUUACAAUUUUCUUCUAUCACUGCACCAGUCUGCUCCUUUAUUUCAUCUCUGGUCAAAUUCUCUCUCUCUACUUGGUUAAGUGAUUUGGUUUUUUUUUCUAAGAAAACUAACCCUGCACAUUUGAAUACAGAUUAAAGUUAUCCAUUUCUAUUAAUACUGUACUUCACAUUUAAUAAUUCUUAAAAAUUUUAUUACCUUUACCAUAUUACAAUAUCAAACAGAAUAAAUACAAAUUCCUCUAGUUUUUUAUGUAGUUUUAUAAUAUUAAUAGUAUAAAGAAAACCACUUUUAAUCUUUAUUGUAUUCAGUUUCCCAUUACUGUUCAUUGUUUUAAUUGACUAUAAUUCCCAGCCUCAUGACUGUGCACAUCCUGUUAAAACCAUGUUUAGUGCACUGGAGCUGCCCCCCACACUUUAGUGUCACUUUAACCUGCCCCCCACACUUUAGUGUCACUUUAACCUGCCCUCCACACUCUAGUGUCACUUUAACCUGCCCCCCACACUUUAGUGUCACUUUAACCUGCCCUCCAUCAACAUGAGGCCAACACAUUGAGUAUCCAUUCUUUCAUUCCUUUAUCAAUUCUCUCUUACUUUUGCUUUGCAUUUAUUGCCAUCACUUUCCUUCCAAAAUUAUUCCUUAUUUUAUUAUGUUCCUUAUCCUUUCUUCCUGAUGUAUUUUCUUCAUUUUAUUCUCCACCUUAUCUGCCUUUGUUCUAGUAUAUGUCCUGAAGCUUCACUCCUGCGCCUCUUUUAAAAUGUUUCAAAAUAAAAGAGUGUGGUAGGUGUUAUGUAUGUCUAAGAUUAAUGUAAUGUAGUACAUUAAUAUAUAUAAAGCUUUACUUUGUAUAUUUAAUUGCAUAAAAAUAUUAGUACUGUAGCUAGAUGUAUACAGAUUUUAAAAGUGCAAUAUUAUCCAAUGCUGGUAGGUGCUUAAUCUUGAUAUCUGAAGUUAAAAGCUUUAUUCAAUAUAACUAAAGUUGUUUCUAAUGCAAAAUGUAUUGUAAAUUUCUAAAAUAUAUUGUGCUUAUUGAAA
Procambarus clarkii (red swamp crayfish) is the source of this 3639-nucleotide messenger RNA. RefSeq lists its product as uncharacterized. The record is from RefSeq and is a predicted model, not a curated record. Lineage: Eukaryota; Metazoa; Arthropoda; Malacostraca; Decapoda; Cambaridae.